AUGGCGCCGGUGGGAGUUGCGAUUAUUGGAAGCGGCAUUUGGGUGAAGAAGCACCACCUUCCCGCCGUCCUUCGUUGCCGGGAUCUCUCCCUCAAGGCCAUCUACUCGCGCACUCGCGCCUCCGCCGAGCAGGCCGUCGAAGCUAUCCCCAACGAGGCAGGACCCGAUCCGGCCAUCUACGCUGCCGAUGCAGGGUCGGGUAAAUCCUACGCCGAUCUCCUUGCACGGUCCGAUAUCCAGGCCGUGAUUGUUUGCAUCAACAUUUCGGAUGGUCCUGCUUAUGCUACGCAGGCUCUCAGGGCGGGCAAACACGUGCUUGCGGAGAAACCCAUUGCUGCGAAUAUCGAAGCGGCGAAGAAGCUCAUUGCGGACUGGAAGGACGUGAUAGCAGGAGGCAAGAAAGUGACGCUGGGCAUCGCCGAGAACUUUAGAUUCUUCGAGUCGGUGAACUUCGCUGCUGAGGAGUCGAAGAAACUGGGGAAGUUGAACGGGUUCCAAGGCAGGAUGUUCUUCCCUACACCGCCGGACAGCUCCUGGAUGACUGAUUGGCGCAAGAAACCAGUGCACCAAGGAGGCUUCGUGCUCGACGCGGGAAUCCACUUCAUUGCUUACCUCCGCGCGGUCCUCGGGCGGGAGAACGCUCUCGAGAGCGUCUCCGCCCUCACGGCGCAGGUACAGCCGCACCUACCGCCUAUUGAUACCAUUCAUGCCAUUCUGCGAACCAAAUCUGGCGUCGUUGGUUCUCUCUGUAUCACCGCGGGAACACUGUACCUCGAUGGUGCCGAGACAUCCUUCUCCUUUGAGAAUGGCGCCAUCAUUGCAGAGGCGGGCAAAGUCAUCGUUAAGGCUCUUGACGAAGACGAAGUCGAGACGGAGGAGGAGCAGUUUGAUCUGUCUACUUAUGGCGUCAGUGAGGAGGUGAAUGCGUGGGCAGCGGGCUUGGUUGCCGGGAAACCAAACCCGGCGCAGUCGGUUGAGGAGGCACUGGCUGAUUUGGAGGUGAUGGAGAUGAUGUUUGAAAGUGGCAAGGAGAAUGGAGCGGUGAAGAAGUUGAAGUAUCAGUUGUAG
Molecule: messenger RNA, 1068 nt
Organism: Scedosporium apiospermum
Lineage: Eukaryota; Fungi; Ascomycota; Sordariomycetes; Microascales; Microascaceae
Product: Oxidoreductase
Exons: 2
Coding region: 1-1068 (355 amino acids)
Biological process (GO): NADPH regeneration
Cellular component (GO): cytoplasm
Molecular function (GO): nucleotide binding; oxidoreductase activity
Source: RefSeq, a predicted model, not a curated record